AAGUUGAAGGGAAAUACAAAUCACAUUUAAUGAUGAUUUUCAGGCAGAGAGUUCAGAAUAACUAUAACAAAAAAUGAAUACAAAUUAUACCAUGGCACUUUAGAGACUGGAAGGGUAAAGGGGCAUGUGCUCUACACAGGUAGAGACAUAUCUGUCCAUGUUGCCUUUUGCAAAGUGGGCACUGCUUCAUGUCCAACACCACCACUCACCUAAAUAGCCCACAUGCCACUGGGUGAGAAGUUUUUAAAAUUAUUUUUGACCAGAAUUAUGUGUGUGUUGUUAGUGAUGAGCCUUGGUCCAUUUAGCUCUGAAUAUGCCACCCUCGUCAAUCUGUCACCUAAUCCUGCCUAAUGGGCAGGUCAGCCCUGGAGGAAAGUAUUGGCUGUAAGAAGUAAGAGAACAUAACAUCUGGUUGUUUUUAAAUUACUUCUUAUGACAUUGCUUUAUUUUUGUUCCGAUCUGUGUUGCUCACUCCAGUCAGCAGAUGGCGAUGUGAGUUUUUCAGGUGAUGCUUCUUGUGUGACGUAUUAUCUAGUGGACGGAACAGGAGGCUUCUUCAACAGAGACAAAAGGCUUCUGAUUCAACCAAUGCGGUGGUUUGCUAGCGAACAUAGAAACGGAGCAUUUAAGGUCUUUAGUCUAAUCUUGUGUAUAUUAAUCUUAGUGUUUAGAACACAAUUCUGUUUACGCAUCUACUUGUUAAUUUAAACGUAGUUUGCUUCUUAAAUUAGCGAAUGUGUUAACUUGAUACUGCACAAGGCUAAUCGCCCGGAGCAUGAGGUCACGAAACUAGACGGAGAAAGAUCUGGUGAAAGGAGAGGAAGAAGCUUUCAGAAUGGAAGAGGAGGCUAUCACAUUGAAACAAGAGGAUGAUAUUACAGGGAAAGAGGAAGAUGGGAAAGAGGUUGACAGAGUGGAAAAUGAGGAGGUAGAAGCUUUCAGAAUCAAAAAGGAUGAAGAUCCCGUAACAUUGAAGAAGGAGAAUAUAGUGAAAGAAGAGGAAGAACCUUUCAGAAUAAAAAAUGAGGAAAAUGCCGUAACAUUGGAGGAGAAUGUAGUGAAAGAAGAGGAAGAACCUUUUGGAGUAAAAGAGGAAGAGGAGGAUAUCUCAAUAAAAGAGGAGGAAGAUGUUUUAGGAGUGAAAAAGGAGGAGGAGUCAGAAUAUCCGAUUACCAUCCGAGAGAGACAUGACGAUCCUGGAUCCUCUGGGGAGCCUCACCAACAUCCUGAUGCUGACGAAGCAGAGAAGAGUCUCUCCAUAUCAGAACACCAGAUGGACAACACUAGCCCUUCCUCCCUCCCGGAGUCCCUGUGUCGUGCCUCUCCUGGUAGCACCUUACUGGUGGGUAUGAAGAGGUUGUCUGUGCUGCUGGUGGACUGCAGGAAAACAACAGGGCUGAGUGGAACUGUGAGAGGAGGAGAAGAGAAGAAAGGAUCAGAUUUGACUCAUCAAAGAGAAAGACCAGACUCCCAGGAACCAGAGACGUCCAAACCAACAAGACGACACCACUGCUCCCACUGUGGAAAGGGUUUUAAACAGUUACGGGACCUGAAACAACAUGAGAGAAUACACACAGGUGAAAAGCCAUACCACUGUGCCCAGUGUGGAAAGAAUUUUAACCACAAAGGAUACCUGAAACAACAUGAGAGAAUACACACAGGGGAGAAGCCUUACCACUGUGCCCAGUGUGGAAAGAGCUAUAACCAGAGAGGAUACCUGAAAAAACAUGAGAGAAUUCAUACAAGGAGUUUUAACCAGAAAGGACACCUGAUGCAACAUGAGAGAAUACACCCAGUGGAGAAGCCAUACCACUGCUCACAGUGUGCAAAGAGGUUUACAAGGUUAGGGGGCCUGAAAAUACACGAGACAAUACAUACGGGAGAAAAGCCGUACCACUGCUCCCAGUGUGGAAAGGGUUGUAACCACUUAAGUGGCCUGAAAAGACACGAGAGAAUACACACAGGGGAGAAACCUUACCACUGCUCCCAGUGUGGAAAAAGUUUUGCCCAGUUAUGUAACCUGAAAACACACAAGAGAAUACACACAGGGGUGAAGCCUUACCACUGCUCCCAGUGUGACAAGAGUUUUAAGGAGUUAGGUAACCUGAAAAGACAUGAGAUAAAUCACACAGGAGGUAAGGAUGUAGCCUGUUGAACAGUAGGACAUAGGACAGAUGUAGGCCUCUGAACACAAGGACAUAGUAGAGGAGAAUGCCCAAUAAAUGGUGGGGCAGUAGGAUAGUAGUCCUUCUUUCGUUCUUAAUGCGUUUGAGCCAAUCGGUUGUAAUGUGACAAGGUAAGGGUGGUAUACAGAAGAUAGCCCUAUUUGUUAAAAAUAUUAAUUCAAUAUUAGGGCAAGAACAGCUCAAAUAAGCAAAGAGAAACAGUCCAUCAUUACUUUAAGACAUGAAGUAAGUCAAUCUGUUUCUUCAUGUGCAAAACCAUCAAGCGCUCUGAUGACCGUCACAGGAA
This is a messenger RNA of Oncorhynchus gorbuscha (pink salmon), 2472 nucleotides long. Its product is annotated as zinc finger protein 184-like. The transcript has 4 exons. Lineage: Eukaryota; Metazoa; Chordata; Actinopteri; Salmoniformes; Salmonidae. The coding region runs from base 836 to 2155 and encodes 439 amino acids. Gene Ontology annotation, biological process: negative regulation of transcription by RNA polymerase II; regulation of cytokine production; regulation of immune system process. The record is from RefSeq and is a predicted model, not a curated record.